AUGGUGAAUAAGAUUCAUUCAAUAACUAUUAUUGAUGCAAUUGAUUUAUCAACUAAACUUGAACCUUAUCUUAUUAAAUACAAUCAAAUAAAAUAUCAACAACUGUUAAUUACAGAAAGUAAUUAUGAAAGAAUUUUAAAUGAAUAUUUAUCAGAAGAUGAUAUACUUCUUGAUCUUGCUUAUAAUAUUGAAACAAGAUGUUUAUUAAAAUGGUGUCAUGAUCAUAAAGUUUGUUUUGUUAAUACAUCAGUUGAAUUAUGGGAACCAUUUGGUGAAAAAUAUAAGAAUGAUCCACGUUUAUUAACAUUAUAUCAUCGACAAAUGCAAUUAAUUGAAAUGCAAAAUGAUAUUAAAUGGAAUAAAAAAGGUCCAACAGCAAUACUUGAUCAUGGUUGUAACCCAGGACUUGUUUCACAUUUUGUUAAACGUGGUCUCAUUGAUAUGGCUGAAUAUGUACUCAAUCAAAAUGAAACAAUUAUUUCAAAUAAUAAUAAAAUUCAAUUAGAAAAUGCAUUACAAAGAAAAGAUUAUCCACAAUUAGCAUAUUUAUUGAAUAUAAAAACAAUUCAUAUAUCUGAACGUGAUACACAAUUAACAAAUGAUCCAAAAAAAGUUAAUGAAUUUGUUAAUACAUGGUCAAUUGAAGGUUUUAUUGAAGAAGGUGCAGCACCAGCUGAAAUGGGUUGGGGAACACAUGAAAGAGAUAUUCCAAAUGGAACAUUUUUUCAUAAUGAUAGUAAUGGUCCACGCAAUCAAGUCUGUCUCUCUACAAAAGGAAUGAAUACAUGGGUUCGUUCAUGGGUACCAAGUGGUGAAAUCAUUGGCAUGGUUAUAAGACAUGGUGAAGCAUAUGGACUUUCAAAAUAUUUAUCAGUUUAUACUGAUGAUGAAAAUAAUAAUGGAGUUUUAUAUCGACCAACUGUUCAUUAUGCAUAUUUACCAUGUGAUCCUGCAUUAAGUUCUUUAGUUGAAUUUCGUAUGCAUAAUUAUCAAUUACAGCCAACAUUACGCAUAUUAAAUGAUGAUAUUAUUGAAGGUGCUGAUGAAGUUGGUGUUCUUUUACUUGGUAGUCCUUAUAUAAAUGCAUGGUGGACAGGUAGUGUACUUGAUAUUCAUCAAACGAGAGAAAUAAUAUCUGGACAAAGUGCAACAACAUUGCAAGUUGCUAUUAGUGUUGUUGCUGCUCUUCAAUAUUGUAUGAAACAUCCAAAUGAAGGAAUAUGUUUACCAGAUGAUAUUGAUGUUGAUGAAAUUCUUGAUAUGUGUAUGCCUUAUUUAGGAACUUGGGUUUCAAAAGCAGCUAAUUGGCCACCGGAAAACGAUAAAAUUAAAGAGAAUUGGCAAUUUACAUCAUUUCAAGUUGAAGAUUAA
This is a messenger RNA of Adineta steineri, 1371 nucleotides long. The record is from the annotation of a GenBank genome assembly. NCBI's taxonomy places the organism in Eukaryota, Metazoa, Rotifera, Eurotatoria, Adinetida, Adinetidae.